AUGCUAGUGGCUGCAUUGCUAUGCCGUCGGGUGCAAGCCAUAAAAUGUGGUGUAGGUUACAAAAUAUCAACACUCUUUCCUGUGCCUGAAGAAAGAUUACCACCGCAAGGUUUCGUUCAAACCGACUGCCCUGGAUCUCAGAGCUGCAUUUAUGGCUCUCUAAAUCCUCAUGGAUAUUAUGGUUCGUUGGGCAGUGCGACGUUUGCAUUUUGCGAUGGAAACAUAGUUGCUAACUACCUCGUCACUUGCGAACAUCAAUUGAAUAACUGUACAACGACUGAAAUCACUAGCGCAACACUACCAUUCUGGAAGCUGGGUUUCGACAUUAAAUUUUGCUGCUGUGAUCCUUCGGAUUUAUGCAAUUGCGAUGUUCACGAAUCAUACUAUGCAGAAAAACCCUAUUGUCCAUCAGCCCCAACCAAUGCAACCAGCACACGACAACCGUUAACGUCCUUGUCAACUUCAAGCAGUCAACUACUUACAACAAUGAUCGACACCAUUCAGCCAUUGCUAUCGUCCACGACCACUAAGACUGCUCCGUUGCUGCCUUCUCGUAAGUUGCCGCAUCAUCCGAUUCCUCAUAAUCAUCCGGACAGAACAGCCGCGUUCCCGUGA
Molecule: messenger RNA, 615 nt
Organism: Anisakis simplex (herring worm)
Lineage: Eukaryota; Metazoa; Nematoda; Chromadorea; Rhabditida; Anisakidae
Source: the annotation of a GenBank genome assembly